AUUUACAACUACUAUCGACUAUACUUUGAUAUUUAAAUUUUGCAUGUGGCAAAGAUUGAAGGAAACAAUCCAGUACAAUCUUUCAAGACUACGGGUGACCUUCAAAACAGGAUUUUUGCAGCGGUUUGUCGGCAAAUCGCCGUGAUUUGUAAUUUUGUAAUUUAAAUAUUUUGCAGCAUUUUCUUUAACAUGGCGGAACCAAUUAAAGUUGUUGUGACUGGUGCUGCUGGGCAGAUUGCAUACUCUCUUCUCUACCAAAUUGCUUCUGGAGCUGUUUUUGGCCCAGAACAACCAGUUUAUCUUCAUCUCCUGGAUAUUGCUCCAAUGAUGGGAGUUCUUGAGGGUGUUGUCAUGGAGUUAGCUGACUGUGCUUUGCCCUUACUUGCUGGAGUGCUCCCUACUGCCAACCCUGAAGAAGCAUUUAAGGAUGUAGCAGCUGCAUUUUUAGUAGGUGCUAUGCCCAGAAAAGAAGGUAUGGAACGUAAAGAUCUCUUAUCAGCUAAUGUUCGCAUUUUUAAAGAACAAGGGCAGGCCUUAGACAAAGUGGCACGUAAGGAUGUUAAAAUACUUGUUGUUGGAAAUCCAGCCAACACUAAUGCUUUGAUUUGUUCUAAAUAUGCCCCAUCAAUCCCUAAAGAAAAUUUCACUGCCAUGACGCGCCUUGACCAGAACCGUGCCCAAGCCCAAUUGGCAGCUAAAUUGGGGGUAAAGGUCCAGGAUGUUAAGAAUGUCAUCAUUUGGGGUAACCACUCCUCCACACAGUUCCCAGAUGCAUCAAAUGCUGUUGUCACAGUCAAUGGUGCUCAAAAGCCAGUGCCGGUAGCGCUAAAUGAUGAUGAAUUCUUGAAGUCCACCUUUGUCACAACAGUACAGAAGAGAGGUGCAGCUGUUAUUGCAGCUAGAAAAAUGUCCUCUGCUCUGUCAGCUGCUAAAGCAGCAUCAGACCACAUGAGAGAUUGGUUCUUAGGCACUGGUGAUCGUUGGGUUAGUAUGGGAGUUGUGUCUGAUGGGUCGUAUGGUACACCACGGGAUGUAGUGUUCUCAUUCCCUGUUACAGUCAGUAAUGGCAAGUGGAAGAUUGUUGAAGGCCUGACUAUUUCUGAUUUUGCCCGCAAAAUGAUUGAUGCAACAGGUAAGGAGUUGGAUGAAGAAAAGAAUGAUGCUUUGGAAGUAUGCAAGUAAUUUUAGGGUGUAGGUAUAAGGAUAAAUGAGAUUUAGUUGAUAUUAUUGGCAAUAAAUUAUCAUACUUUGUAUGUCAGUUGUAAUUUCACAGCUAUUAUUCUGUUGUAUUUAAUUCUUGUUUAAGUGAGCAUUUAGAUAGCUGUGUUGUUUAGAAUGAAAUAAAAACUAUUCAUAUUUU
Messenger RNA from Pieris napi, 1360 nucleotides. RefSeq names its product malate dehydrogenase, cytoplasmic (gene Mdh1). The transcript is spliced from 2 exons. The coding region runs from base 190 to 1182 and encodes 330 amino acids. Gene Ontology annotation, cellular component: cytosol; mitochondrion. NCBI's taxonomy places the organism in Eukaryota, Metazoa, Arthropoda, Insecta, Lepidoptera, Pieridae. The record is from RefSeq and is a predicted model, not a curated record. Gene Ontology annotation, biological process: oxaloacetate metabolic process; tricarboxylic acid cycle; malate metabolic process. Gene Ontology annotation, molecular function: L-malate dehydrogenase (NAD+) activity.